This is a messenger RNA of Pogona vitticeps (central bearded dragon), 4739 nucleotides long. RefSeq names its product prominin-1-A. Gene Ontology annotation, molecular function: cholesterol binding. The record is from RefSeq and is a predicted model, not a curated record. Lineage: Eukaryota; Metazoa; Chordata; Lepidosauria; Squamata; Agamidae. Gene Ontology annotation, cellular component: microvillus; cell surface; cilium.
GUUUUUUUUCCUUCCAAAACUAGUGGUCCGCCCCCUCAUUCCGAAUUUUCAGGAGAAAGCCCACCAAAAAGAAGCUAGAGGAGAGGUUGCCCGUGGCGGGAGGUCCCACGACAACAUUCAGACCCUGGAUGUUGGGGAAAUGGAAGGCGAAGAAGGGCUUCGGGGCAUCUCCCGGUUGCCGCCGGGGCGUGGCCAGGUCCCCCCGACCGAGAGAGGCGCGGGGGAGGAUGAACGGCAAAGCUGGGCAAGGCAAGGCAAAGCGGGGAACGGAUUUGGGUUGGGACCGAAAGGAGGCGAAGCGACGCUUGCCAAUCCAGCCCGACCCCCUACCCUCCUUCCCUCCCUCCCUCUCUGCCGGCUCCUCGUGCUUCGCGCCAGGGAAAUCCGCUAUGGGCACCGGUGCGCCGCGGAGCGCUCCCACCUCAGCUUUCGCUUUCGUCCUCCAGAGGCUGCGCCCCCCAGUGUUCGCCGGACGCCACCGCCAGGUAGGCAGCCAAGAUCUCUGGAUCAGUAAGGGAAGACUGUCGAGGCCUUUGUGUCAAAGUGGAAGGUGAUCAUUGCAAAGACCAGCUGCUCCAGAGCAGCAUGGGACAAGGAGUCCUGUGAAGGAAGCUGACUGAAGCUCCUUAGGGUCUUUCUGAAGUUGCCCAUGAUCUGUGACUGUGCUGUGCUUUUGUCUCGCUAAGAUGUCUCUGCCGCCAAACCUUACACAGCCUGUGUAUCAGCCACAGCCCUCUAACUCAAGUGGUGGUCUGCAGGGCUUGAUCAAUAUGAUGCACUCUUUUCUGGGGCUGGUGCAACCCAACAAAUUCCCAACAGAUACUCUAACUCGCCUGAUCAAGCAUCAAGUUGAUGUCAAAGACACAGAGUUCCAUAAGGAGGUGCUUAUAUACGAGGCAGGCUUCCUGGUUUGUGCUGCCAUUGGCCUCCUGUUCAUCUUCCUUGUGCCCCUCGUGGGCUUGUGCUUCUGCUGCUGCCGUUGCUGUGGACGUUGUGGGGGUUUCUUGUACCAGAAGCAAACCAAGCACACUGAUUGCAAGAGGCAGGCCUUCUUUGCAUCUGUGCUGGUUGUCACUGCCAUUCUUCUAGCUGGAGACAUCUGUGCCUACGUGAGCAACCACCGCAUAACCCAGGGUGUAGACAGAAGCUUCAGCAUUUUUAACAGUACUAUAGACAAUCUGCAGACCUAUCUGGAAUCUAUCCCUCAGGAAAUUGAUGAGAUUCUUGACAGUAGUUCAGUGCCACUGAAUAAAACAAAUUCAAGCCUGCUGAACAUUGGAGCCACUUUAGGGAAGAAUAUCAAGGUUCAAAUUGGUGGGGCAGCAGAAAAAGCUCUGAACACAACUGAACAACUUAUUGGAGAAAUUGUCAGAGCGGAGCAGGAACUUAAGAAUGUCAAUGAGUCGGGCCAUCGCUUACAGGAACUACAAAAGGAGCUAAGCCGAAAUCUGACUACUUUGAGGGAUAAAAUCAAUGAAACCUUGAAGAAAUGUGGCAAACCUUGCCAGAAUGUAUCAGUGGACAACCUGACGACUGGGGCAAAUUUCAGCAUGGUACCUAAUGUCAGCGAUCCACUUCAGCUGCUAACUGAUCUGAUGGCGUUAGACCCCAAAGCUACUAUUGCAAAGGCAAGGAAAACCCUGAGUGAGAUUCCAAUGAAGGUGACUAACCAAACAGAAACGGUUGUGUCUGAUGCACAGAGUCAGUUGCAUAAUGUGAAGCAGCAGAUUGAUGAUAUCCGUGGCAAUCUUUCCCUUCUGGACGCAAUGAAGAACCUCUCUGAGUUCACAAAUGAUCUUGUUAAGGCGGCGAGUAGCUUUGAGCCGGAUGUUGUCACCUACGAUAACUACAGGUGGAUUGUUGGUGUUGUGCUCUGCUGUCUGGUGCUUUUGAUAACUGUUCUCAAUGUGUUAGGCCUUUUGUGCGGAGCUCUUGGGCUGGACCCCCAGGAGCUGCCUACCAGGCGGAGCUGCCUCUCCAACUGUGGUGGACUCUUCCUUAUGGCGAGUGUUGGCUUCAGUUUCCUCUUUGCCUGGCUGCUGAUGCUCCUAGUUCUGCUAACAUUUUUAAUAGGGGGGAAUGCAUAUACGCUGGUGUGCCGGCCCUGGAACAAUGGGCAUCUCCUUGAGUUCCUGAGCACGCCAGGAUUGUUCCCUGAAUUAAACCUGACUCGUCUCCUACAGCUGAAAAGUUCUGAUGUGACCCUGUCCAGCUUGUACAUGGACUGUGAGAACAAUGCCCCCUUGUGGAGUACCCUUCAUCUGGACGACAUGGUCUCUCUAGAUGAAUUUCUCAACAUCAGCAAGUACACAAGUGAUAUUGAUGCAACCUUGAAUAAAAUAAAUAUCAGUGUGGACUCUACUGCCCUCCUAAGUGACAAACAGAAACAUCUCAUCCAAAACCUGAGCAAAACGGAUGGGCCAAUGCAUAUGGACUUUGCUAGCAUUCUGGAACAGUUAAACAAGAACAUGACUGGACAAGACCUGUCUGCUUUGGCUAAUCAACUGGACGCUCUGGCAGGAGAACCAAAAGAUGAAAACCGUACUGAGCUGCAGCAGCAGGCUGAUGAGCUGAGAGCAAUCCAGAGAUAUAUAAAUGCCAAUUUUAUUCCAGAGAUUCAAAACCUGAACAGCAGCAUCCGGAGUUUACAGAAUUCUAUGCCGCGGAUUCCGGAGCUGGCAAAAUCCACACUGUUGCAAAUAGAGGAAGCACAAACGUUUAUGAUGAAGAAGACAGAGGAAGUGGUCAAAAAUGAGACUUCAACUUUUGUGCACUCUAUACUGGACUUAUUUACGUCAUAUCUGGACUGGGCCAAGGCCAAGAUAAAAGAAGAAGUGGGUCGUUGUAAGCCUGCAGCCUGGAUAGUGGAUAACUUGAAUACCGUUUUCUGCAGCUACUUUGUUGAUUCUUUGAACGCUUUCUGGUUCAGUCUGGGUUGGUGCACUGCCUUUCUACUUCCAAGCAUCAUUUUGGCUGUGCGGCUUGCCAGGUUUUAUCGCAGAAUGUUUGCAGAUGACCUCUACGAGGAUGAUGAUACAGAAACCAUGGAAUUAUCAAGGCAAAGCAUGUUCAAAAUGCCCCGGGCAGAGCUGAGGAAGUAGCACGCUCUGCCAAACCUAUCCGUCUCUGAGCAGCACUGACGAUGACACAUGAAUGUCUGGAGAACUCCUUGAUCUCUCUUGCCUCUUCUUUCUGGAGCACGAGGAUUUCUGCACUGCAGCAGAUUAUUCCUUUCUAGGACCAAAAUGCAAACAGCAGCCUUUUUCUUACCAAAGAAACAAGUCCUGACACCCAAAAGGGCAGGUCUGACUGCACUCCCAGUAUUCAGUCUCACCCAAGUGUGAGCCACAGUCUUCUGACCUGUUGUAGAGAUGAGGCUUGCAAUCUCUGCAUUAUGCCCUUUCUGAAAAGUCAUUAUCUUGCCAUUGGGACUGGGCUUCUUAUGUAGCAGCUGGCUGAUAAGAUACAUGGUUGAAUGUAAGUGACUUAAUUUGCAGAGCAAAUUUGCUUGCUCCUCCUAAUGGUGUUGACUGCAGUGCAUACUCUUGUAUUCACCGCAUCUAGAAGAAUUGAAAAGAGGCUUCUGUUUAUUUUUAUCUAUGGGCAUUGAUUUGAGAGGUGUCUUCUGCCGUCUAUCUCUAAUGACUCUAGGAUUUUGAUUGGCAAUGAGUGACACUGGCCGGGAAUGAUUGUGACAGUCUAUAGCAUUAUGGGAAGUGUCAUAGGACAGUUCUUCUUCAACCCGCAGGGAUAACCAACUUUAGUCUUAGAUGACUUAUUUAUUUCUUUGGUUCUUGAAAUGUAUCUAAUGAGUGCUAAUUGGAGUUGCUUAAAAAUCUAAAUAGUGCCUUAUUAUACGAGAGAAAGAUUCCCAUAGCCCUAUAUUCUUUGCAGAAAUCUCGGAAACCAACAUUUAUUAGAAUGCCAGUUUUCUGUCCACGACUUUUGAGCCUACUACUGAAAAGCAAGGGGCAAGUAUAAACAACAACUGAAAACCAACUGUACAGUUUGAUUAAUCUUUGUGUCCAGAAAGCAAACAUUUCUUAGGAUAUAGCUGGAGCACCUUUUUUCAUGUUGCACUUUGUGCCUUUGCUGUCCUAUUCUGGAUGGACCUCUGUAUUCUGAAAUCAUAGGUGCCUUUCCCCAAAUAACCCUUCCUUCACAAACUUCAAAAUUAGUUUGUUUUCAAAAAUAAUGUUGAAUUUAGCAUUGUGCAAACACUGUAUUUUCCCUCUAAAAUAUUAGUGAAUAGUAAUAUAAUUAAAACUGGCUUGGACAUCAGCAUUAGAAAUUGAUAGGGUGCUGAAGCUAAAUAAUGCUAUAUGUAAAAGAUGCAAGUAAUAGAAGCAUUGGCAUUGCAGUAGUGCAACAGACUUCCACUUUAAGACCAGAAUUUAUGAGUUACAAGCUUUUAGCACAGGGGAGUGCAGCUUGCCACAUGUUACUGGCUUCCAGCAUCAGUGUAGAAUGCUGGGAGUGUUACACUUUGCAUACCCCUGUUCUGGCUAAAAACAAGCCAGAAGUAAUCUCUAACAGUAGAUGUAAGGUCCUCUGAGAUUCACAGCACCUCCUCCUUCUGCAACAACUCUAUAUGGAGCAACAUCACCCAAAAUGCUGACUAUGCAUACUUUUAAUUUUUUUUAUCAGUGUAUUGGAUUUGAUUAAUGUACAUAGGUCAUAAAGUUCUUUAAUAUUAUCUAUUAUUACAGUGAUGUAUUUUCCUAAAUAGAAAAAUACCC